AUGAUUAUUACAUGUGAUGAUCAUGAUGGUAUUGAAUCAUUGAAGUCUGAGUUAGCACACUCAUUCGCUAUGAAAUAUUUGGGCAUGCUACGUUAUUUUUUGGGAAUUGAGGUAGCUUAUUCUCUAAAAGUUUAUCUCUUAUCUCAAUCUAAGUACAUUGCUGAUUUGUUUGAGCGUUCUCGACUAACCGACAACCGAAUUAUUGAUACACCCCUUGAGACCAAUGCUAAAUACUCUUCGUCCGAUGGCACUCCUUUAGAGGAUUAUGAUCUUUAUCGUAUCAUUGUUGGAAACUUGGUUUAUCUUAAUGUAACUCUCCCAGACAUUGUGCAUACAGUUCAUGUGGUUAGUCAGUUUGUCAUUUCCCCUACUAUAGUUCAUUGGGCUACUGUUGUUCGUAUUCUCAGGUAUCUUCGGGGCACUCAAUUUCAUAGUCUCAUGUUUCCUUCAACGUCUUCAUUAAAGUUGUGUGCCUACUCUGAUGCAGAUUGGGCUGGUGAUCCUACAGACCGCAAGUCGACCACUAGAUAUUGUAUUUUCCUUGGUGAUUCACUUAUUUCAUGGAAGAGCAAGAAAUAA
Messenger RNA from Impatiens glandulifera, 579 nucleotides. RefSeq lists its product as uncharacterized. The coding region runs from base 1 to 579 and encodes 192 amino acids. The record is from RefSeq and is a predicted model, not a curated record. The transcript has a single exon. Lineage: Eukaryota; Viridiplantae; Streptophyta; Magnoliopsida; Ericales; Balsaminaceae.